UUGUGAAUAUUGGGGUUUUUAGUCAGAACUGUGGGAUAAAUCAACCACCGAAACCAAAUACGAUUGUUGGAUAUUAUCCAGCUUAUAAAUAUAAUUUAAAAGCGAAUGAUUUUAAUAUUAGUUCGUCAAUUACUCAUUUAAACUAUAUUGCAUUUGGCCCAAAUGAUCUUACUAAUGGCACCGGCCCAUACACUGUGUUCCGAAAUCAAACCAAUAUAAAUAAAUUUGGUGAAUUGUUAAAAUAUAAAGGGAACAAUAGUAAUCUGAACUAUAAAUUAAUUCUUUCAGUCUUGUUACCUGUUAAUGAUGAUUUAACAAAACUCCCACCGUUUUCUAAUGUUCCAAUUGGACUGUACGAUCCAAAUAAUCAGAAUACUCGCAAUUUCACAGACGAUUUAGUUAAAAUUGCUAACGAAUACCAAUUUGACGGGAUUGAUAUUGACUAUCCUAAUAAGGCUUCAUGUUUUCAAGCAAAACCAUUCAAUUCUGAUUUUCUAAAUCAAGUGUUCAAAUCAUUUCUAAAUGAUAUAUCAAGCAAAUUAAAACAGCCUAAUAGCAGUAAAAUUUUAACUGUUACUGGAGGCAGUAAUCCCAUAAUUUUAGAUCCUACCGUCAUUAAUUUUGUAAAUAUUCAGGCAUAUCGACUUAACAUUAACAGCAACGUUAAUGGAAAUCCCACACGUACCAGUGCUGGAAUAGAUGCGGUUCAGAGUCUUAUUGAUUCCUGGAACUUUAGCAACAGAUCACAACUCAUUUUGGGAAUCGAAUUUGGCGGCAUUAUUGAAGCUAUUACUUUGAGAAAUCCGAGUAAUCCUAAUCCUAAUAUGGAUAUCGCUAUUCAAAAUUUUGAUGUAGUACGUUCUCAAAACAUUACAUUUCCACCUGUUACUAUUGACGAAAACAUUACAGAUCCGUGUGCAAAUACGUCAUUCGCGCAUUUGUCAUGGAAAACUCUGAGCAAUUUCUUAGCACCGCCUUGUUAUACAAAUACCAGUAAUGAUUGGUACUAUGGCUUUGAUAAUAAAUCCAAACAACCAUAUAUUUAUCAACAACAACCACGGCCGCGUCCGAAUAAAGGGAGUCCGUCAGCAAAUCAGCAACCAACU
Racocetra persica is the source of this 1106-nucleotide messenger RNA. The record is from the annotation of a GenBank genome assembly. NCBI's taxonomy places the organism in Eukaryota, Fungi, Glomeromycota, Glomeromycetes, Diversisporales, Gigasporaceae.